Messenger RNA from Ambispora gerdemannii, 169 nucleotides. The record is from the annotation of a GenBank genome assembly. NCBI's taxonomy places the organism in Eukaryota, Fungi, Glomeromycota, Glomeromycetes, Archaeosporales, Ambisporaceae.
ACAUAAUACUAGUAUUAUGUCUUCAAAUAUAUGUCUUAUCUACGCUUUUCUAUCAAAAUUGCCUCAUAAUAGCAGUAUCAAAUUGUCUUCGAUAACCUAUUGUCACACUUUAAUGUCAAUACUAACCGAACCAAUGCAUUUUGCGCUUGGAACUAGUCAUACGAUGUGA